Molecule: messenger RNA, 716 nt
Organism: Gaeumannomyces tritici R3-111a-1
Lineage: Eukaryota; Fungi; Ascomycota; Sordariomycetes; Magnaporthales; Magnaporthaceae
Product: thioesterase
Exons: 3
Coding region: 100-600 (166 amino acids)
Cellular component (GO): mitochondrion
Molecular function (GO): fatty acyl-CoA hydrolase activity
Source: RefSeq, a predicted model, not a curated record
GCUCGUAGCUUGACCACGCUUAGGCCAAACGGCGACAGUGGCGUGCCUGAAGAAAAGAAGAAGGAAAGUAGACGCGUCGCUGCUAAUACAGAAUACAUCAUGACAGCGAACUAUGAGGCUCUCAAAAAAAGGACUCGGGACGACUACCCGUUCGCCCUGGAGUACCGCACGAGAUGGGCCGACAACGACCAAUACGCACACAUGAACAACGCGACGUACAUCCAACUCUACGAUGCCAUCAUCAACACAUACCUGAUGCAGUUCUGCGGCCUGGAGCCGACGCGCUCGCCGCAGCACGGCAUGGUCGUCCACUCCCACAACGACUACUUCGGAUCUAUCAGCUUCCCGGCCGUGGCUGAGCUGGCGAUGCGGGUCAACAAGCUCGGCAGGACGAGCGUGACCUACGAGAUCGCCCUUUUCGAGAAGGGCGUGGACAAGGUGAGGGCGGUCGGGGAGUUCGUGCAGGUCUUUGUAGACCGCCCCACGGGGAGGCCCUGCGCCGACGGCCUGAACGACGUGCUCCGUCGGGGCCUGGAGCGCAUCCUAGUCAAGACGGACGGACAGGAGGCUUCAACAACACGGCCCAAAGGAAAGCUGUAGAUUGUUCCCUGUCUCCCGCCACUAUAAUCUGCCGGACCAAACAAUGUAUGUAGUCAUGGGAAACGAUUCAACUAGGCGUGAUGACCUAAUAUCUGGUUGCUGCUUCAGCUUUGUGC